UCUUUCACUCCAUUCCAAUCAGAUAUCUACGAAAUUAUGCUCCUGCAACUUUCCAUUUUAAUCUCAUAAUACUGGGAUCUCCAAUCACGUGUCCGAUGUCCAUCCAUGCCAUCCCAUUUUAGCUUAGUCCAUUGCAAGAGAAGCUCAAAUUCUAUUUCAUCUGAUAUAUAUCAGUUUUCUUUAUACAAAACAAAGUCUUUGUUUUGUCUCAGUUACCCGAGGCAAAGGGAGGAAGCUCCUCCAGCACCCUUCUCAUCGAACAACACUUUGAUCCUCAAAAACGCAAUCGAUCUGUUGGGCUUCUUUAUAAACUUAUAAUCGAAAAAAGAAGAAGAAGAAGAAGAAACUGUUGUAAGAACUUUUUUCCUUAGAGAGGAAAAGAAAAACUUGUUCAAAUUUUCAAGUAAUUUGUGAAUAAGAGGAGGAAAUGGAGUUCACAGGGACUUUGGAUAAAUGCAAGGCUUGUGAUAAGACUGUUUAUUUUGUUGAUCUGUUGUCCGCUGAUGGAGUUACUUAUCACAAAUCCUGCUUCAAAUGCAGCCACUGCAAAGGAACUCUUGUCAUGAGCAACUACUCCUCCAUGGAUGGAGUCCUCUACUGCAAACCUCAUUUCGAGCAACUCUUCAAGGAGUCCGGCAAUUUCAGCAAGAAUUUCCAGACUUCAGCCAAGCCUGAUAAGGAUUCACAGGCAAGGGGCCCGAGCAAAGUCUCUUCAAUGUUCUCCGGAACACAAGACAAGUGUGCAGCUUGUAACAAAACUGUGUACCCACUUGAGAAGGUGACAAUGGAAGGGGAGUCUUACCAUAAGUCCUGCUUCAAGUGUGCUCAUGGUGGCUGCCCUCUUACACACUCUUCCUAUGCAGCCCUCGACGGGGUUCUCUACUGCAAGCACCAUUUCCAGCGGCUCUUCAUGGAGAAAGGAACCUACAGCCAUAUCCUGGAGGCGUCCAACCAAAAGAAGAGUGCUUCCGCGCUGGCUGCGGCAGAAGCAGAGGAGGCAGCAGAGGACGAGGCAAAGCCCGAGGCCGAGCCAGCUGAUCAGACACAAGAGGACUAGUCCUAGUCCCAGUCCUAGCUAAUUAACUGCUAUAUUUCUGUUCCAUUUCCUGUUUCAAGGGAUUAUCUUUUUCCCAAUACUUAAAAAAAGAUUCCUGACCAAAUUUCAUGUCAGUCUGACUCUUCAAUUUUUUUUUUGUUUCAUGUUUGUUUCAAGUCCUCAAGAGAUCAUGUAUGUGAUCUAUAGAUAUGUAGCUGAUACAUUCAAUAAUCUUUUUGGUACUGUUGGCCAC
Diospyros lotus (date-plum) is the source of this 1289-nucleotide messenger RNA. Its product is annotated as LIM domain-containing protein PLIM2c-like. The record is from RefSeq and is a predicted model, not a curated record. Gene Ontology annotation, molecular function: actin filament binding. Lineage: Eukaryota; Viridiplantae; Streptophyta; Magnoliopsida; Ericales; Ebenaceae. Gene Ontology annotation, biological process: actin filament bundle assembly. Bases 428 to 1057 code for a protein of 209 amino acids. The transcript has 5 exons. Gene Ontology annotation, cellular component: plasma membrane; actin cytoskeleton.